Messenger RNA from Thlaspi arvense, 4209 nucleotides. NCBI's taxonomy places the organism in Eukaryota, Viridiplantae, Streptophyta, Magnoliopsida, Brassicales, Brassicaceae. The record is from the annotation of a GenBank genome assembly.
UAAAAGUAGUAAAUACACAUUAAACAAAAUGAAGAAAACACAGACCAGCAGAAAAGCGAAUCAAAAGAAGCAAAGAUAAGCGAUGAAAGUUUCCAUUAUUGUUGACUGCUUGGGACCAUAGAACCUUUCCUGCAUCAAUUCUUCAAUUCCAUUUUUUUUUUCUUUUCUAGAGAGAGAGAGAGAGAAACUUUUGGUAGCUUUUCCUUAGGGAGCGAGAGAUAGUCAAUCUAUGCUCUCCUCCAUAGUCAAAUCGUUCCCUAUUUCAAUUCUUCAUUUGAGAACAAUUUUCACCAUGCUUUAACAGCUUCUUCGAGGCUCCUCCGAUUCAACUCGAACGAUCCCCGAUUCAACUCGUUUAGCUUCAGAUUUGAUCUCCGUUUUCGGUUUUUUUUUUUCUCGAGCGUAAUGGAGACUCCACCUGCGGAACAGCUGCUGAAGAAGAUACUAGAGCUAGAGGAAAGUCAGGAGCAUCUGAAGCAGGAGAUGUCGAGGCUCAAAGUAUCAACCGAUAUUAGGCAGCGAUCGCAUUCGGUGUCGCCGCAUCGUCCGGCGAGGAGGAACAUCGGCGAGGGAGCUCCUGCUUGGAGGAAGAGCGGCGCCGCCUCGUUUCGUCACGCCUCGCCGUUGCGGAAGGAGAGCCGUAUCCAGGGUUCGAUGAAUUUGAGAGCUGGGGGAUGUGGCGGGGGACCAUCGGCCGGGAAGUUCACGGAUAAUCAGUAUUUGAAUAUUUUGCAGUCGAUGGCACAAGCUGUUCAUGCCUUCGAUCUAAAUAUGCGAAUUAUCUUUUGGAAUGCCAUGGCGGAAAAGCUGUAUGGGUACACUGCUGCAGAAGCACUUGGGGAGAACCCAAUUAAUGUUAUUGCGGAGGAUCGGGAUGCUGCAUUUGCGAUGAAUAUUGCUCGACGUUGUGUCCGCGGAGAGAGCUGGACCGGCGAGUUUCCUGUCAAGAGCAAAUCAGGGGAGAGAUUUUCAGCUGUGACUACGUGCUCCCCAUUCUAUGACGAUGACGGUACCCUCGUCGGGAUCAUUUGUAUCACAAGUAACACGGCGCCGUAUCUGAACCCGAGAAUCAGUUUGGCUAAAUUAAAGGGGCAAGAAGGUGAAGCGAGCUCUAUCCCUGCAAGGAAUAGUUUUGCCUCUAAACUCGGUUUGGACUCCAAAGGAGCGGUUAUAUCGAAACUUGGCCUUGACUCUGAUCAGCCUAUACAAACUGCUAUAGCCUCAAGGAUAUCAGAUUUGGCAUCCAAGGUGAGCAACAAGGUCAGGUCGAAAAUGCGAGCAGGUGAUAGUAGCGCCAUACUCUCUGAGGGUGGCAGUGGGGAUAGUCAUCAUUCAGAUCAUAAUGUCUUCGGUGCUCCUCACUCUGACCACAGGGACGAUGCAGCAUCCAGUGGUGCCAGCACACCAAGAGGUGAUUUUAUCCAAUCUCCUUUUGGUGUAUUCACAUGUAACGAUGAAAAGAUUCCUUCGAAACCCUUCAGAGAUUCCAGUGAUGAGGGUGAUGGAAAGCCUGCAAUCCAUAAGGUUCUCACCUCAAAAGCUGAAGAAUGGAUGGUAAAGAAAGGUUUGUCAUGGCCAUGGAAAGGGAAUGAGCAGGAAGGUUCAAAAGGAAAGCCUACUCAUUCUGUAUGGCCUUGGGUACAGAAUGAACAAGAGAAAGAUAAGUCUCACCAGAUUACUCCCUCUUCUGGUGUUAAGUCUGAAAGCCAUGAUGUUGAAGGUAAUAAGCCCACCAAUAACGAGGCUUCUAGUAUGUGGUCUUCCUCUAUAAAUGCGAACAGCACAAGUAGCGCUAGUAGCUGCGGAAGUACCAGCAGCAGUGUUAUGAACAAGAUUGAUACUGAUAGCGAUGGCUUGGAAUAUGAAAUUUUGUGGGAUGAUUUGACAAUUGGAGAACAAGUAGGACAAGGUUCAUGCGGAACUGUCUAUCACGGUCUCUGGUUUGGAUCUGAUGUAGCUGUAAAAGUGUUCUCCAAACAAGAAUAUUCAGAAGAGGUUAUACAAUCUUUUAGACAAGAGGUAUUGUUGAUGAAAAGACUUAGACAUCCUAACGUCCUGCUGUUUAUGGGAGCUGUGACUUCACCACCACGCCUCUGUAUAGUGUCAGAGUUCCUUCCACGUGGGAGUCUAUUCCGUCUACUACAGAGGAGCACGUCAAAACUGGAUUGGAGGCGGCGUAUCCAUAUGGCAUUGGACAUUGCUCGCGGUAUGAAUUAUCUUCAUCAUUGUAGUCCACCCAUCAUCCAUCGUGAUCUGAAGUCGUCAAAUCUGCUAGUAGACAGGAACUGGACUGUUAAGGUAGCUGAUUUUGGUCUUUCGCGUAUCAAACAUGAAACAUACCUAACCACCAAGUCCGGGAAGGGAACGCCUCAAUGGAUGGCGCCAGAAGUUCUUCGAAAUGAGUCUGCUGAUGAGAAGUCUGAUAUUUACAGCUUUGGAGUAGUACUCUGGGAGCUUGCCACCGAGAAGAUUCCAUGGGAAACUCUCAACUCUAUGCAGGUGAUCGGAGCUGUGGGGUUCAUGAACCAGAGGCUGGAAAUUCCAAAAGACAUUGAUCCUCUUUGGAUCGCAUUAAUGGAGAGCUGUUGGCACAGCGAUACAAAGCUGAGACCCACAUUCCAAGAACUGAUGGAGAAACUAAGAGACCUGCAAAGAAAGUACACAAUACAGUUCCAAGCUACUCGUGCUGCUUUACUUGACAACUCUCUCCUCAGGGACAAUUAAACAAACAAAAAAUUGUUCCUGAAGGCGCGCCGCUUUAAGACUCAAAGACGUUCAUGAAAACAAAGGAAGAUAGAAUAUUGGUCUGUUUCUGAGCAGUAUCAGUGGAUGGGUGUGAUGACAACGUGGAGGAAACUGAUGAGCAGAGACAGCCACUGGAAUUCUGGGACUGGUCUAAAAGCAGCAAGUGAUAUGUGAUGUGCUUUGGUCAUUACAGCAUUUGCCAAAAGAAACGUAUGGCUCAGAUUGGUUAGUGUAAUUAUGGUGGUUGGUUUUUGAUAUCUUUCUAUCGUGGAGGCUUAAAGCAACUGCGUGAAAGGGAUUUGAUGUGAAAUUUGAUUGCAAACAUGUCACGUGCUUGAAUAUGUAUUCCUUGGGUAGGUGUGGAAGACAGUAUGCUAGCAUAUAUAUCAUUUUUGUAUGCAAAUCAUUAUAAAAUAUGUAGAACCAUUUGAUGGUUUGUAGUUUGUACAGGGAGGAAACAAAGGGGGCGAGUUGGAACACUAAUUAUGAGUGAAUAUCUCGACAUCAUUUGAGAAUUUUUUUCUUGUUCUUUUGGAACAUACAUACAUUUAUUGGAGGGAUUUAUGCUUUUUUCUAGCAAUUAUCAGAAACAACGAUUAAUUUCAAUGCCUUUGUUAUGCUUUGCCAAAUUUCCGAUAAUAUCCCAUAUUUUAUUACAAGUUCCAAGACGAGGCGAAUAAGGAACAGAGAAAUGUUGACCAAUUAAAGAGAGAACAAUAUUCUUUUCUCCUGAUAAUAAGAUUGAAACUUCAGAUGGAAACAUAACGACCACCCCAAAAUUGAUUGUAUCUAUAUUCAGGGCUUUUCAAAGAGAUUGAAUCAGCAAUGCAAGUUGAUCCUGAGACAGUUUCAACUCAAUUGGAUAUUUGGAUAAUAACUCUCAACCUCACACACAGACAAAAACUGGAAGUACAAGCCCGUCUUGGUUCAUCAUAGAGGAUAUCGCGAAAGCAAUUCCCUAGUUGCAGCAACCGCAUCGCCUUUGUUCUCCCUUAGUGUUCUCUCCACCACAUUCUUCUCCAGCUGCUCGUUUACAAUAAUCUCAACAUCUGCAGCAUUGAUCUUAACAGAAGCUAGUUCCUUCUCCCUCAAUCUCUUCGCAUUUAGAUCAGCCUCUCUAGAAGCAGCAAUAGAAGCCAUGGCCUGAAACACGAGAAGAAUCGAGCUGGCGAUCCUCGACGCGAUCGGUAAGCUUGUCGAAAGCUUUGCUUUGCUGCUGUAAGUCCUUUGAAUCAACCGCUAUCUCCGCCCCAGCUUCUUCUGCUCCCUCCAUUGCUUCUAACGCUUCUCUCCUCUCUUUCUCCCUCUUGAGUAUCGGUGAAUGAAGUCUCCGGCUACAGAAAUCUUUAGGAUCGAAAGUGUUUCGAGCUUCAACGUUAGAAACCCUAAAGGCUAAAGUUAUCGGGUUGUCAACCGAAACUCUCCCAAUUGCUGUGUUUUUGAACCACACCUAACCGGCUAAAC